This is a messenger RNA of Caenorhabditis briggsae, 510 nucleotides long. The coding region runs from base 1 to 510 and encodes 169 amino acids. Lineage: Eukaryota; Metazoa; Nematoda; Chromadorea; Rhabditida; Rhabditidae. The record is from RefSeq and is a predicted model, not a curated record. The transcript has 4 exons.
AUGCGGCUCUGCCUCAAUAUUUUCGAUCUGCUCACAUUCAGAACCAGAGGAGAAGAGUUAGCAGCAUUCAGUAUCUCCCUUGUGAAAUCAGCAAUGAGUUUUUCAAAGUACAAAGAAGUAACAACGUCGUUCGUAAUGACCAUCAUUGCCAAUAACCAAGCUCAAGUAGUCGUUAACAAUCACCAAGAGCAACCGACUGAAGCAAUGAAGUUUGAAUUCGUCAAGAACAAGUUUGUCUCUCUUCGUAACAACUUGAUGUAUCUGCUCGAGUACAUCAACCACAUGGAGUACCAUCCAGAAGAGAGAGUCGACAACUAUCACAUCAUGAAAAUCAAAGCCAACUUCUUCAUCGAUGAAAUCGACUACCAUCUCCAUCGCGAGAUCACCUACCAGAACAAGGUUUCCUUCCAGGAGUACUACGCUGCCUACUCCAAAUUCUACCAACGCAGCCGUACAGAGCUCAUGGAAGCUUUUCAUCAGCUCACUCCUGAUCGUCAAUACACUUGGUAA